GUCCAGCGCCAGCUACAUGACGGCGUUCUUGCGCUGGAGCGAGCUCAGGGAAGACGUGAAGGCUCAUCACACGGUAAAGCAAGCGAAUGCGCAGCUCAAUCUCAACAAAGUCGCGAACCAUGCCCUUUUCGGACACAAGCGCGUCCUUGUGAAGGAUCCACCGCAGCCGCAGGCCCCUCCGCGUAAAAGCCAGCGACCUUCAGUUUUUAUCCCGGCGCAAAGGGCGCCUGGCGCCCCGGUCGACCGCCGAACCUCGCUGCGCCGGGCUUCUGCGGCAAGCAUGCUGAGCCAGCUGGCAGAGGGGACGGGGGAGGAGCUGCUAGAAGAGCUGGAAGGGGACCUCUUUGUGCCGAGCUGCCACGGAUUGAUCUGGGGUGGUUGAUCCCGGCGGGUGUUCCCAAAACUCCCCGGAAGUCCGUGUUUCCGUGCCCGUUGAAAAAACCAGGUGGAAAGCGAUUGCCCGAAACGGCACAGGUUCGACGAGUGGAUGGGGAAGCAUGUGGCGCCCACACGCCAGGAGUCCAAGAGCCAUCCGCGUGGCUUGGGGGUGGACCUCUCCCCGCCGCAGCGUUUGGACAUGAGUCUCCUGGGCCUAGCCUAGGUUGGCGUAGCCCAGGUUAGAUACUUAUGCCGCUUUGCCCGCGCCUGCGAAGCAGGGGCAGGCUGGCGCCGGGGCGUUUUUGGUCGCCCGAUUCCAGCGCGGCUUGCGCUGAGAGCUGCGAGCGUCCCGUAGGGAGCAGCUCUUUUUCGCCCGCGGCCAGCGAGCGGGCUGGGAGCGGGGCAUUUAAAGACAACAGAAGGGGCAAGCGAGUGCC
This is a messenger RNA of Effrenium voratum, 815 nucleotides long. Lineage: Eukaryota; Dinophyceae; Suessiales; Symbiodiniaceae. The record is from the annotation of a GenBank genome assembly.